AUGCUUGUGUCGUCUACUUUGUGCCCCUCAGAUCGCUCUUCGGUACAUUUAUUCGUCGUACAUUAUGACGAAGACCGUGUCUUGGUGCCCGUAGAUCCAUACGCGAAGUACGCGGACUUGCAGAAUUACGUUGCGAGGGAAUGGAAUCUCGAAAGGGAGAGCAUCGCCUUCGAAACGGAUGAGCUGAAUAUCUGCGCGGGGAAAAGAAUACGGAUCCACGAAGAAGCUUGGAUAGUGGUAAAGGACAUCGUAGGGAAUGUGUACGUCCGUAUUCGAUAUCCCAGCCACAGACGGGCUAAAUCGGAAGGGCGACAAGAAAUACUCGCACCUGCUGUAAAAUGUGAACAGAAGCGCGAGGUGCUCGAAAUGACCCGAGAACCGUCAGAAUCUGCGGAUGAAGCAGAAGUAGAACAACAGACAAGGACGGAGAUUCCUCAAAGCGAAUACAUUGAUGUCGCUCCCACAGACGGCAAUCAUGGCCAGGAUGCUGAAAUAAAUAAUCACGAACAUGACCCAGCAAUUGCCGCUACACGAAGUCCAAGAAAGCCAAAACCUUUGGGAGACACACUGAACCUCUUCAAUGAUGAAGCUGAUGCGGAAGAGGAGGGUGAAGAGCCUCUGAAGGAGAAGGAACCAUCAACAAAACCUGGUCUUGCAAAGGAGCCGUCCUCCGGACGUAGAUUAACCUGGAGGCAGCUCCUAAGCUCAGGUAGAGCAGCCGCUGAGAAACCACCUAAUAGCGCAACUACAGCAACAACCAUUGAGUCAACUUUAUCCACUUACACACCUCGCUCUGCCGGAGAAUCUCAGGCAAAAAGUCAAUUACAUCAUGAGCAUUCCCCAGAAAGGGCAGGAUCAGGAGAUCCAGAACGUGUACUUAUCAUAGUUGAGCCUCCACCUGAUAGCAUCUACGAAACUCGGGGCUUUAGAAUUCGACGCGAACACUCUGUACGCACUGUCCUCAAGGGUGCAUCGAAAGCAUUCAAGAUCGAUCACACUAAAGCACGACUAAGGAUGGUUGUUGACGAAGAUGAUCAGGGAAAACUCGUCACGGUCAAAUGCCAUGACAACGAAACAAUGACGUCUCUCAAGGUAGAAGAAAGCCAACGCUUCGUCAUUACUAUGAUCCAUGAAGAGGAAGAGGAGGAAGAGGAGAGCGAAGCCUGAGUUCCUGUGGUGGUCUGUUUACUCGAGCUUAUCAUGAAUCAACACG
Messenger RNA from Fomitiporia mediterranea MF3/22, 1213 nucleotides. RefSeq lists its product as uncharacterized. Bases 1 to 1167 code for a protein of 388 amino acids. NCBI's taxonomy places the organism in Eukaryota, Fungi, Basidiomycota, Agaricomycetes, Hymenochaetales, Hymenochaetaceae. The transcript is spliced from 5 exons. The record is from RefSeq and is a predicted model, not a curated record.